GCAAGACCGGAGCUCAACAGUUCCCAUCAACCCGAAAUCCUCUGGUCGCAACCACAACAAUUCCACGGUUACCACCCCCACCAACACACCAAAAACCCCUUCACAAUGGCGACCUUCUUCUCAGCACUCAAUGCGAAGAUUCGCUCCAACCCCAUGGCAAACUAUGUUUGUUCCACACGUAAGCGCGCAAUUCCCAACCGAGCUAGCGGAUCUCGGGAAUCAAAGGAAUUGGAGAGGAUGGAGGAAGCUUGGAAGAGAACCAAUUGAGGAAAGAACGUUGGCUAAUGAUACUGUGGGAUGGCAGAUUUCUGGGGUCCAGUCUCGAAUUUCGGGAUCCCGAUUGCAGCUGUUAUGGAUACGCAGAAGAGUCCUGAGUUGUAAGUGCGGGCGGUUCUUUAUUGUUUUAAGUUGGCAGAUGGGGGUUCUUGAGUCUGGAUUGCUUUUAUCAUGUCUUUCUUCUCAUCUGAUACCACUGCAAUUCUCUGCAUCUAUUUCAAAUUACCCAAGCUAAUGUUCCUACUCCCCAGAAUCUCCGGCCAAAUGACUGGAGCUCUGAUCAUCUACUCGGGUACCUUCAUGCGGUACGCCCUCGCCGUGUCUCCCAAGAACUACCUCCUCUUCGCCUGCCAUUUCAUCAACGAGGGCUCGCAACUCACGCAGGGAUACCGAUGGAUGAACUACCAUAAAUGGGGCGGCAAAGAGGAGGCGGAGAGGUUAAAGGAGCAGAGCAAGAGCGUUGCGGGGAAGAUUGAGGGUGGGAUUAAGGAGGGGGUGGAGAAGGCGAAGGCUGCUGCUGGGAAAUAAAUAUGAUACACUCUAGCGGGGAGAAUUGAAGGAGAUAUGAUGCCUGUGUAGAGUGCUUUGGACGGUUUGCAUGAUAUUUGCUUGCUUUCGGAGUGCCGUCUUGAACUUGAGGACGUGGGGUGGGCGAUGGCCUGUGUAUAUCAUAUGGGGGAUCUCUGAGGUAUGGGAUUGUGAGUGAGAGCAAUAAGAUAUUGCUUUUCCAUGCUUGUAUUUGACAAGGAAUAUCUCGCCAUGGAGUGUCAAUGGUUGAUGAAUUGAUCCUUCGUCUUUCCUGCUAGCAAGUCUUUUUUUCUGGAUUUGUUUUCACACCUCUACUAGGCCAUGUGAUAGAACUUCCCAUGAAUUGAGAGCAGUAGCAUAUUCGCAAGUA
Molecule: messenger RNA, 1174 nt
Organism: Hymenoscyphus albidus
Lineage: Eukaryota; Fungi; Ascomycota; Leotiomycetes; Helotiales; Helotiaceae
Source: the annotation of a GenBank genome assembly